This is a messenger RNA of Cottoperca gobio, 3429 nucleotides long. RefSeq names its product N-acetyltransferase 8-like (gene aspnat). Gene Ontology annotation, molecular function: L-aspartate N-acetyltransferase activity. Gene Ontology annotation, cellular component: mitochondrial membrane. NCBI's taxonomy places the organism in Eukaryota, Metazoa, Chordata, Actinopteri, Perciformes, Bovichtidae. The record is from RefSeq and is a predicted model, not a curated record. The transcript is spliced from 3 exons. The coding region runs from base 147 to 983 and encodes 278 amino acids.
GGCUCAGGGUUGCAGCAGAACACCCCCCUUCGUCUUAUCCCCUUCAUCGUUUCUCUGUUUUUUAAGAAAAUCUCACGCAUCAUCCAUUUUCACUCUCAUUCUUCCCCCUUUUUUCCGAACUGUAGUUUGUUUUUGCUGCCAGUUGCAUGCAUUUUUCGUCUCCCAAAAUGGUUUGCGAGACUAAAAUUGUUGCGGACGAACACGAUGCUAUACCUGGGACCAAAAAAGAGUCGAUCAUGUGGAGCUCUCCACCGUCCAGCGCGGCUCUGAACCCCGCCGAGGCAAAGGAUGUGAGGAAAGAUGCGGUUUUUAUCCGCGAGUUCGAGUGCGGGGAUCAGGAGGAGGUGCGGCGCAUCUUUUACGAGGGUAUUAUGGAGAGGAUACCCAAUACGGCGUUUAGGGGGCUCAGGCAGCAGCCCAAGACCCAGUUUUUAUAUGCUCUUCUGACAGUAAUGUGCUUUUUCGUGACCAAAUCCGUCACGCUGACCUGCUGUGCGCCCCUCAUUCUCAUGGGUGCGCGCUACUUCUACAGCAGGAAAGUUAUCCACAGUUAUCUGGACUGUGCUCUGCACACGGACAUGGCUGACAUAGAGGCUUAUUACAUGACACCCACAGGCUCCUGUUUCUGGGUGGCAUUGCUCGACGGACGAGUGGUGGGGAUCGUGGCGGCGCAAGGCCGCGAGGAUGACAACUCGGUGGAGCUGCGGCGCAUGUCGGUGGACUCUCGUUACCGCGGCAAAGGCAUCGCAAAGGCACUGGGUCGUCGUGUUCUGGAGUUCGCCGUGCGCAACAACUACGCUGCUGUGGUCCUCGGCACGACGGCUGUAAAGUUGGCCGCCCACAAGCUGUACGAGUCACUGGGCUUCCGCCGAACGGGCCAGAGCGAGGACUACAGGCUCCCCGGGAUGAGCCGCACGCCGCUGGAGAGGCUCUUCUUCCAGAUUCGCUACAGCCGCUACCGCCUGCAGCUCCGUGAGGAGUGAGAAGUUACAGGGAGAGGGAGAGAGAGAUGGAGAGGGGAGAUGGAGAAAGACAGGGACAGAGAGAGAGAGAGAGAGAGAGAGAGAGAGCAACGACCCUCCUCCACCCGAGAGCCCCGACCGCAUCCUCUCCUCUGACAGCUUUUAUUUAUUUUGUGUCAUUAGAGAUAACUUCGAAUACAACUUAACACUUCUACUAUUUCACCUUUAAAGUCACUAACGUUUUCAUUACUAUUAUGCUUUUGUUGCUGUUGUUUUUGUAUUAUACUUUUACAUUUUAAAUAAGAGUUUGUUUCUUUUCCUCUAUUUUAUUAAGCUAUUUUUUGUACCUUUACCCCUCCCUUUUCACUGUGGGAGGAAAAAAAGGCUUUUAUAGAAGACAUCUAACUGGCACCCCAACUAGGCACCCUCCCCUGCCCCUUUGGUUUAAAGAUCAUGUGACUCUGAUCAAUACUCCCCUUCAUUACUACUCCACAAUGCCCUCUUUACCCUUCCCCCAUUACCUCAAGCCCUCCCUUCCCUCCCACUUUCUCCCAACUUCCCCACAGACGGGUGAGGCGCACACGAGUGCAAUGAGACAUUUGCAUUCUGUGUCAUUGGGGGUGGACAGAGCAAUGGAUGGGUUGGGAGGGACAGACUUCCUCGAGAGCUAAACACACACAAAAAAAAGUGUUGGGGGGACCUUUGUGGUACACACUCUCUUUUACAAAAUAUCUUCAAUGUUACAUUUUGUGUGCGCACUGUGGACACCUGGCUUCCAGCCAGUCUCUCAAGACACCAUAUUGAAGCACAGCGAGAGUGUGUUACUGACCCCCACAGUGAGAGGAAAGGAUGACAGGAUGGUUGCCGGAAUAUGCACUGUGCAUCCAACGCAGUGCAUCUUCCUCACACACCCCUCCUCUUCAUUCUCCUCACUGAAUAUUUUUGAUUGGAUCUCGCCUUUCUAUUGUUUUUAUUAAUCACUGCUUUCCUCACUGGAGCUGUGGAGAGGGUCUCUGAUUGGUUGAGGUGACGGGAGGGAGGAACAGAUCCCAUGAUACAAUAUAGCUGCAUGAACGAGCUUGUGUGUGUGUAUGUAAGUGUGAUUGUUGAGCGUAUGCAACUGUGUGUGUGUGUGUGUGUGUGUGUGUGUGUGUGUGUGAUGAGGCUAUGGUUAGACAUUACACCAUGCCUAAACAGUGUAUGAUGAUUAACCAAUUAAUUUCUUUGCGUGAACAGACACGCACCUUUCUUGCUAUGAGUCAAGUGUUAUCUAAGUAAACAACUACUUUCUAUGUGUACUUAUAAAUUGUUUACUGAUUGAAGAAAGAUUCUAACAUUUUGAAUAUGUUUAGUAUUUAACUGAUAAUUAGUAAUUUUAUAACACAUAUUACCACGUUGUAAUAUGCAAAUUCUACCGUCAAAACUACGACAAUUACAAAGUAGGAGCAGACUACACUCCACAGACUUAAUCCAGGUUAUUGGGGAACAACUUGGGUAAGACAUGACUUCUAGCAAUACUUGCAGAUCUGCAGUAUAUAACUGAGCACAAACAGCAAGUAGUUAUUGAAACCAAUAUAUUGGCAUCCCCACUUCCCCAUGUAUUUAUAUUGUGUAUACAGUUAAACAACUCAUGUAGCGAACAAACGUCAAAGUUUCUCCUAUAACACCUGUAACCCUCUCUUAUCCUCUGACCAUAACAACCAGCAGUAGAUUCAGCCAUCCACAAUUCUGAGCCUAAGUUAUGUCGUCGUACACAUUUGUAAAAAGUAAAAAUAUAAAGCAAAAUGCAACAAAAAAAAUCACAUAAGAUGAAAAAAAAAGAAAGAAAAAAAUUGAAUACAAAUGUAAUCGUCAUGAAGUUAGCAAUGGCCCUCCUUGCCUUGACCCCCCCUCCCCCCCACCACCACCCAAACUCUCCCGAGCUACCAUUCAUGAAUCUGUCUGCAACCCUGGGCUAGACCCCACACCUUCCAUUUGAACCCUCCACUGACCUUUGACCUUCCCUGUCCCAGGCCCGUUUCCCGCCCACCUCUGCAUGCGCCACAGAGCCUUGCUGCACUGCUUUUAUUACUCCAUUUGAAGCUUGUUGGACCAACCCUAGACCCCGCCCCCCCCCCCCUACUCUGAUGUCAUCCAGGAAGUGUGACGCUCAGGCUGGUGCCAGGUUGCAAGUAUGGUUGUAUGAGUGUGGGUGUGAUACAGAAGACACAGAAAGUGACAGAGAAAAUGUGUGUGUGUGUGUGUGUGUGUGUGUGUGUGUGUGUGUGUGUGUUCAGAUACACUCACCAACUACAGCACUGUCUGGAUGACAUCAUGCCUGCCAGCCAACCAACUGUAGAAUGCAAAAAGCAAUGCAAGUGUGGCAUGCCUCUGUACCCGGUGUGUGUGCGGUGCCUGCCCUGGAAAAGUGUAGAGAAAAAAAAAUCAACAAAUUUAUAUACGAUAUAUAAAUAUAAAUAUAUAUAUA